Molecule: messenger RNA, 1651 nt
Organism: Nycticebus coucang (slow loris)
Lineage: Eukaryota; Metazoa; Chordata; Mammalia; Primates; Lorisidae
Gene: SNRNP40
Product: small nuclear ribonucleoprotein U5 subunit 40
Exons: 10
Coding region: 59-1135 (358 amino acids)
Cellular component (GO): catalytic step 2 spliceosome
Molecular function (GO): RNA binding; protein binding
Source: RefSeq, a predicted model, not a curated record
GUGGCGCCUGAGGGUGUCGGCGCGGUCAGUGGCUGCGCUGAAGAGAGCGGUCGCCGCCAUGAUAGAACAGCAGAAGCGCAAAGGCCCAGAGUUGCCCCUGGUGCCAGUUAAGCGGCAGCGGCAUGAGUUGCUGUUGGGAGCGGCGGGGUCGGGCCCGGGAGCGGGGCAGCAGCAGGCGACGCCGGGAGCUUUGCUGCAAGCGGGACCUCCAAGGUGUUCCUCCCUUCAAGCCCCAAUUAUGCUGCUCUCAGGACAUGAAGGGGAAGUAUAUUGCUGCAAGUUUCAUCCCAGUGGAUCAACUUUAGCAUCUGCAGGAUUUGACCGACUGAUACUGUUGUGGAAUGUCUAUGGUGACUGUGAUAACUAUGCCACAUUGAAGGGACACAGUGGAGCAGUGAUGGAACUGCAUUAUAACACAGAUGGGAGUAUGCUCUUCUCAGCAUCCACAGAUAAAACUGUGGCAGUGUGGGAUAGUGAAACAGGAGAGAGGGUUAAAAGGCUAAAGGGACAUACUUCCUUUGUGAAUUCCUGUUAUCCAGCCAGGAGGGGCCCUCAGCUUGUCUGCACUGGCAGUGAUGAUGGUACAGUUAAGCUCUGGGACAUCCGGAAGAAGGCAGCCAUCCAGACAUUUCAGAACACAUACCAGGUGUUAGCUGUGACCUUCAAUGAUACAAGUGAUCAGAUUAUUUCUGGUGGAAUAGACAACGAUAUCAAGGUCUGGGACCUGCGCCAAAACAAGCUGACUUACACCAUGAGAGGCCAUGCAGAUUCAGUGACUGGCCUGAGCUUAAGUUCUGAAGGCUCUUAUCUCUUGUCUAAUGCAAUGGACAAUACAGUUCGUGUCUGGGAUGUCCGGCCAUUUGCCCCCAAAGAGAGGUGUGUGAAGAUAUUUCAAGGAAAUGUGCACAACUUUGAAAAGAAUCUUCUGAGAUGUUCUUGGUCACCUGAUGGAAGCAAAAUAGCAGCUGGCUCAGCUGACAGGUUUGUGUAUGUGUGGGACACCACCAGCAGGAGAAUAUUGUAUAAGCUGCCUGGCCAUGCUGGCUCUAUCAAUGAAGUGGCAUUCCAUCCUGACGAGCCGAUCAUUCUCUCAGCAUCCAGUGACAAGAGACUGUAUAUGGGUGAGAUUCAGUGAAGAUACGAGUGGAAAACUACAAGGUUGCUUGAUUUUGAGACCUCCAACUGCAUAAGUGGCGUCAAAUGUUACCCAGGCUAGCAUCCUCCCUUCAGAUGGCCAUCACUAGGAGAAACAGAGGAGGCAGUCGCCAUAUUCCAAAAACCACUUCUAUCCCAUUUCAUCCGGAUGAUAAAAGCAAGCUCCCAGUGGCCUCUAACAACCACCUGCCAGAUUUCAUGGACUAUUUUUUUUUUAAUACGUUUUCUUCAAAGGGACAAAUAUUGAUUGGUUUGUAGUUUCCUGUUUUCUAAUCCAGGCCGAAGACAGAAUAUGACAUACUUGUUGGUUGGGACUUUUUUUUUAUUCAGUACCUGACUUGUAUGAUAUGUUCUUUCUGUGUUUCUCUGAGUCAUUUUGUAUUAAAAGCCAAAUAUAUGCCUUUUUACAAUAGCCAUGAGGAUUGGAUUUAUUGUUGUCUUUUCUUCAAGGCUUGAUUGCUGUAAAUUAGAGUGGGGCAUGACGUGGCCAAGGGAU